Messenger RNA from Ficedula albicollis (Collared flycatcher), 1040 nucleotides. NCBI's taxonomy places the organism in Eukaryota, Metazoa, Chordata, Aves, Passeriformes, Muscicapidae. The record is from the annotation of a RefSeq genome assembly.
GUGAACCCUCAAGCAAACCUAGUCUUUAUCACCAGCCUACUUCUAGGGACCACCAUUACAAUCUCAAGCAACCACUGAAUUAUGGCCUGGGCCGGGCUCGAACUAAACACCCUAGCCAUUCUGCCCCUUAUCUCAAAAUCCCACCACCCACGAGCCAUCGAAGCCGCAACCAAAUACUUCCUAGUCCAAGCAGCCGCCUCCACCCUAAUCCUAUUCUCUAGCAUAACCAAUGCAUGACAGACCGGACAAUGAGACAUUUCUCAACUAACCUGCCCCGUGUCAUGCCUGAUCCUAACCGCAGCCAUUGCAAUAAAACUAGGACUAGCUCCCUUCCACUUCUGAUUUCCCGAAGUACUUCAAGGCUCCUCCCUAAUCACCGGCCUCCUCCUAUCCACAGCCAUGAAAUUCCCCCCAAUCACAUUACUCUACAUAACCUCCCAAUCACUAAAUCCAACCCUGCUAGUCACCAUAGCCAUCCUCUCUGCUGCCCUGGGGGGGUGAAUGGGACUAAACCAAACACAAACCCGAAAAAUCCUGGCCUUCUCAUCCAUCUCCCACCUAGGAUGAAUAGCCAUCAUCGUUGUCUACAGCCCCAAACUAGCCCUGCUAAACUUCUACCUGUAUGCUCUAAUGACCGCAGCCGCAUUCCUAACUCUAAACUCAAUCAACACCCUGAAACUAUCUACACUUAUAACUACAUGAACAAAAACCCCAGCACUAAGCGCAACCCUAAUAUUAACCCUCCUCUCCCUUGCAGGCCUCCCCCCUCUAACAGGCUUCCUCCCCAAAUGACUGAUCAUCCAAGAACUAACUAAGCAAGAAAUAGCCCCAGCAGCAACACUCAUUGCCCUUCUCUCCCUAUUAAGCCUGUUUUUCUACCUACGCCUCGCAUACUGCGCAACUAUCACGCUCCCCCCGCAUACCACAAAUCACAUGAAACAGUGGCACACUAAUAAACCAACUAGCAUCCUAAUCGCCAUUCUAACCACCAUAUCCAUCACCCUCCUGCCAGCAUCACCUAUAAUCCUCACUAUCGUCUA